Messenger RNA from Amoebophrya sp. A120, 1095 nucleotides. Lineage: Eukaryota; Dinophyceae; Syndiniales; Amoebophryaceae. The record is from the annotation of a GenBank genome assembly.
AUGGCGCCACGUUGGCCUUCUUGUCGAAACGUUUUUCUUCCCUUUUUCUUUGCCUUUGUGUUUGCCACCACAGUGCUUCAUCCCGUCCUUGUGGUCCGUGCAGCCGGGCUCUGUCCGGCCGCAGCGGAACAGGGCUGCUUCGACGCGAAGUACACCUGUGAGUCCUGUUGUCGCAACAUCGCCGUGCCGAUUGGAAACCUCUCGUGUUGGGAGGGGGAUAUAAAAUUUGCAACCUGCUGCGGCGAAUGGAUUGUAAAAAUGUCUGGGUCUGAAAACUUGUAAUGGUAAAAGUGAAUGAUAGACGCACGGGAAUACGCAGCUAUACAUGACAAAUUUUUUGGCUGCCCUGUCUUACGUAUUCCGCAUGUCAAACUGCGUUUUUGCGUGACAGGUGACAGGACUUUUUCGUGCCUAUGCAACACAGAUUCUCGAGUCAUGCCAGACAAGCAUGACAAAGAACUUGCAUUCUUCUAGACCCAGACAUUUUUGCAUUUGAUACGGCGUCACAAAUUACCGGCUGGCUCUGUUCCAACAGGGGGAGCAACGAAACGACCCGCUGGCCACGGACAAGAACUUUGGGACGAAGGAACAGGUAGUCUACUUGCAACCAAAUAGUUCUUCUUCUUAUAGCAGCUCAAGAACAGUAGGAAACUUUUCUCCACUUCUACUUCGCAUGACAAAACUACAAAAAAUCUUCUAUACCAGGUCUGCCCACCCACGGCUCUAGAGCAGUGUUUUGACAAACACUUCCCUUGCGAGAGGUGUUGCGACACGAAGUACGGGCCGCAGGGGAAUCCGUACUGCUGGCCGUCGGUCCCCGGACUGGAGCGGGACCUGAAUUACGGGCUAUGUUGCGGGGUGCAGGCGCCCUUCGACGAAAGCGUGGAGAAGUUGGCGAUUCCGUUCUUGCAAGAGACAAAUUUGAUUUCCGAAGUAGAUGACAGCGGCAGCAGAAAGGAUAGGGAACUGUUGUAAAUAAAGCCGAACAAGAAAGCGAUCUUUCUUCUCAAGUCUGUAUCUGAUAGACGACUUCCACCUGGAGGCUUUCGUUCUUGAACAAUGGGCUGUGUGCCGCCUGGUCGUCGUGCCACUCAG